AUGUCUUUGACGUCGAGACUGGAUGACUUCGUCGCGAAGUUCGAUGAUGCAAACUUGUCGUUCCAUGAUAGACUAAACACUUUAUUGGAACUCCAAGACUUCAUGGAUGGGAAGUCCAACGAUGAUUUCGAAGUCUUUAUGAAUAAGAUGAUUCCUGUACUAUUACAAACUUUGGAGAAGACGCCUAUAUCCUUUGACAAACUCUCCAUUGAGCAGAAAUUGAGAAACUCAAUUUUAGAGCUCAUUAACAACUGCUUCAUGAACCAUCUGUCGGAGACGCAGAUGGAACUGGUUUUGAACAGUUUACUGUCUAUACUACCGAAGGAAAAUGAGGAUAACGGUGUUCUCUGUAUGAAAAUCCUAACAAUUCUCUUCAAGAGUUUCAAAAAUUCUCUGGGAGAGAAGGUGGAAGAUUUCAUUGCCAUCAUUAUCAAAUUCUAUGAAAACGCUCAUGAAUUGGUAGCAAGAGAGUUUACAGACGCUAACAGCACCCAUUCAAGCCCGCCUGACCCUGGUGAAGAACAAAGCGAAAAUUUGUUGGACCCAGAUAUUGUCCAGAGCCAGUUUGACCCCUUAAAACAUGACGGCGAGGCUACUGAAAGGUCAGACCAAGGAUUUUCUGCCAGAGUUAUAAAGGGAUCCCUAAGAAGCUCUAUGUUUUCGUUUAAAAUAUUGUCAGAAUGUCCAAUUACUAUGGUGACUCUAUAUUCCUCUUACAAACAGCUGACAAGAACUUCCAUUCAACAGUUCACUCCUUAUAUCUUCAACCUAUUGAAAUUGGAAGUGGAACAACAAAAAAACGCUCGGGAAGAGGCAGAAAGUAGGGGGGUGAUAUAUGUCGAUGUUUCUCCCGAGAUCAGAGAUAGAAGUAUUUACUGUGAUUUCAUCCUUACUCAAAUAAAGGCAACAUCGUUCUUGGCCUACGUUUUCAUCAGAAGUUACGCUGCGGAAUUUUUGCAGAAUAAUGCCGAGUUUGUUCCAGACGUAAUUAUCAGACUACUACAAGACUGCCCUCCUGAACUGUCAUCCGCGCGUAAGGAACUAUUGCAUGCGAUCAGACAUAUUCUCUCAACAAACUAUAAGAUGUUAUUUCUGCCAAAGUUAAAGUAUCUCUUCAAUGAGGAUGUUUUGGUUGGCAAAGGUUUUACUACGUACCAUACUCUCAGACCGCUAGCUUAUAGUACUUUAGCGGACUUCGUUCACAAUACGCGUACAGAAUUGCGACUGGAUGACAUCGAAAAAACUGUAAGGAUGUACACAGAGUUUUUGUUGGAUGAUUCCCUGGCGUAUACUGUCCAAAUCAUGUGUGGUAAGCUGUUGUUGAACCUCGUGGAGAGAAUACUGAAGUUGGGGAAAGAAAACCCGCAGGAGGCAUCUAGAGCCAAGAAGUUACUGAUGAUCAUCAUCAACUCCUACACUAAGCGGUUCAAAAUGCUCAAUAUGGAGUACGACAAACAUAUGGCACAACACGAAAUCUAUCAAAAGAGGAAACUUGAAAAGUCGAAGGGUGCCAAAAUGGAAAUAGAAAUUGAAGACAUUGGGCCCGAUGUAUUUAUGGAGAAGACGUUUCAGUUCAAGCAUAUCGAACAGCUCCCACCUUCUGAGGAAUUGUCAGGAACAGAAAAGAAAGAAGAAGUCAGCAAAGAUUCGAAAAAGGACGAAAGUAACCAGGGAGUUUACGUUGACAUGUUCAAUCUAGAUGAGUAUGCGCCCAUCAGAAUGACUCCCGUUUCGAACUCCGAUCCUAUAAAAGACGCCUUCUAUGUUUACCGCACGUUGAUGUCGUUCUUGAAGACAAUUGUGCAUGAUGUGAAAGUUUUCAACCCACCACCAAAUGAAUUUACUGUGGCGCAUGCCAAACAAUGGGCCGGACUUUCCAGAGUGUUUUCUUAUGAAGAGGUUGUCAUGUUUAGGAACUUGUUUCACGAGUGCGUCAUAGGCUUGAAAUUCUUCGCCAAUGAAAACAUUAAGCUCAACGCACUGAAUAAAAAGCACUUUGACGUCUCAUCGCCGACACUGCCUAUUGCUGCUAGUAAAGACGGACGGGAACUGAUGGAGUAUCUGGCAUUUAUGUUCAUUCAAAUUGACAGCUCCACUUUUGAUGAGAUCAUCGAGUCCGAGAUUGGGUUCCUGUACAAAAGCAUGCUGAAAGAUUCCGCUUUGCUACAUGUAGCUCAAUCAUUCUUAACAACGGAGGUGACUUCUCCUAAUUUUGCAAGUAUCCUUUUGCGGUUCCUGAACACUAAACUAAAGAAUUUGGGUAAUGUUGAUUUUGUUGAGUCAAACGUUCUGAUAAGGUUAUUCAAAUUGGCGUUUAUGUCGGUAAAUCUUUUCCCAAAUACAAAUGAAAUGGUGUUACUACCAUACCUAAAUGAUCUGAUUUUAGAUUCGUUAAAAUUCUCAACUGAAGCAGAAGAACCAUUGGCAUACUUUUAUUUGAUAAGGACACUUUUCAGAAGUAUAGGUGGUGGUAGGUUCGAAAAUCUUUACCGGUCAAUUAAACCAAUACUACAGGUUUUGCUACAAACCCUAAAUGAAAUGAUUCUGACAGCCAGACUACCACAAGAGCGCGAAUUAUACGUAGAAUUGUGCAUAACGGUCCCCGUGAGAUUGAGUGUUUUGGCCCCGUACUUGCCUUAUCUGAUGAAACCGCUUGUGUUUGCGUUACAGGGAUAUCCUGAGUUGAUAUCCCAAGGCCUGAGGACACUUGAACUGUGUGUUGAUAAUUUGACGGCCGAAUACUUCGAUCCGAUCAUCGAACCGGUUGUCGAUGACGUCAUUAAAUCUUUAUUCAAGCUGCUGCAACCUCAACCAUACAACCAUACGAUAAGCCACACGGUAGUAAAAAUUCUCGGAAAGUUAGGGGGAAGGAAUCGCCGGUUCUUGAAACCACCUACCGAUCUAGAAACAGAAAAAGCACUUGACUACGAAAUAAUUGCUCAUUUCAAAGCUGUUGGACUUGAUGGAGAGUUUCCACUCUCUGUCACACCUGGUGUUCGGUCUGCAAUGGAUGUACUAGCCAAUUACAAAGUUAACGUCAACUAUAAAAAAGAGGCCUACAGGUAUUUAAAGAAUAUUCUACUAUUGUUUUUCAAGUCAUCCAUAAAGUUUUCUGAUAAUUUUGAUGUACUGGUCCGAAAAGUUUGCGAAAUACAGUCCCUCGACAAGUACGAAGUCAAGGAAAACUUUGAUGUUAAAUCACCAAUCGAUAGAGAACAGUUUUCUGAACAAGAGGAGCUCUUCAUCAAACUUUUAGAAUCAGUUUUUCUGUCAUGCUCAAUUCCAGAGUUGAAAGAGGAGGCUACCGAGUUACUGAAACAUAUUAUAGAUCACAUGUGCCUUCUUUACAUCAACAAUUCGAUGAUGAGGAAACGCAAUUUGUGCAAUCUCUUCAACUUUGAUAUUCAACAACCAGAACUGGUUUUGGACAGCGUCACAAUCGUCGAAACAAUUUCCUCGUCUUUAUCAUGCCAUAUACCCGAGGUCCAGGAGACUGCAAUAUAUGCCAUAAAGAGAAUCCACGAAAAAUCCAAGCUAAUUUACGGAGAUGAACUUGUUUUUGAACACUCUUUGGUUUACGAGUUAAUGAAGCACUUCAUGCACAACUGCUACAAAGAAGCAUUCUAUGAAAAAAAAGCUGGUAUUCUUGGUAUUAAGACUCUUGUGUUUGAUAUAGAACUUUCUUUGGACUUUUUGAAGAAAAUACAACCUGAUUUGGUUAGCGCAUUUUCAUUUGUUCUGAAAGAUGCACCAAUGGGAACUCCUAGCUCAUUGAAUAAGAGUGCGGAAGAGCUGCUCCUAAAAGUGCUUCGUCUGACAUUCGAAGGUGUUACGGAAAAUGAUUUGGAAUCUAAGAUACUUCAUCACUCAAUUACCGAUAUUGUGGUUGAGUUGAGUAAUCCUAAUCCACAGGUAAGAGCUUCCUGUCAGACAUGUUUGAAAGCCAUUCACGAAACCACAGGUAUUCCAAUUGUCAAGUUGAUGGAGAAGUCAAAGAGCUUUCUAUUGUCACCAAUAUUUGCGAAACCAUUAAGAGCGUUGCCAUUUACAAUGCAAAUCGGAAAUGUGGAUGCAAUCACAUACUGCUUGGGAUUACCAGACUCUUUUUUGACCUUCAAUGAAGAGUUAUUCAGAUUGUUGCAAGAAGUAAUUGUUCUAGCUGAUGCAGACGACGAAUCGUUAUCGACGACACAAAGGGUUGUUGAGUACAAGACAUCGGACCAGUUGGUACAAUUACGGAUAUCGUGUAUCCGCCUUUUGGCAUUAGCCCUUAAAAACGAGGAAUUUGCAACUGCUCAACAAGGCAACAUUAGAAUUAGAAUUCUAGCAGUUUUUUUCAAAACGAUGCUCAAAAACUCUCGUGAAAUAAUAGAUACCACAUACGAAGCACUAAAGGGUGCUUUGGAGGAAAAUUCUAAACUGCCAAAGGAACUACUCCAAAAUGGUCUAAAACCAAUGCUCAUGGAUUUAUCAGACCACCAAAAGCUCACUGUAUCAGGACUCUACGCCCUUUCAAAACUGUUAGAACUACUGAUUGCGUACUUUAAAGUAGAAAUAGGGAAGAAACUACUAGAUCAUUUGAACGCGUGGUGCAGAAUUGAGGUGAUGGACAGUUUGUUCGGUAAAGAUAUCAAUAAACAACUGCCGACCGAGAUCAUUACCAGCAUCAUCAAUAUCUUCCAUUUGCUACCGCCCAGAGCUGAUAUGUUUUUGAAUGAUCUAUUAUUAAAAAUAAUGCUAUUGGAGAGAAAGCUCAGGAUCCAGCUAGAUUCUCCCUUUCGUGUCCCGCUCGCUAAAUAUCUGAACAGGUUUCACACCUCUGUGACUGACUACUUCAAGAAAAAUAUGGCCUUACGUCAGUUGGUUCUGUUUACUUGUAACAUUAUCAAGCUCCCUGAAGCAAAGGAUCUAGCUGACGAUUUUGAGAAAGAGCUGGGGAAUUUCUACAACUAUUAUAUUUCUAAUAUUCCAUCAAACCAGGUGAGAGUUGUGAGCUUUUUUGCCAACAUGGUUGAUAUCUUUGACACCAUUGCUGAAAUUAGAGGCGGUGCAUGGUUGAAAGGGCAAAUAGAUAUGAUCUUCAAAUUAGGUGAUAUGCUGAAAAUAACUACCCAAACUGUUAAAUCAAACGCGUUCUGCAUCGACAAAUUGCAGCUGGCACAAACUAUUGAAAAAUACCAAGUUCUCUACUUGAAGCAUAUCUCAUUCGAUGCAGACGAGCAAACACAACUUCUACUUCAGUUUAUUGACUUUUUGAUUUUGAACGAUAUUAAAAUUCUGCCAUCUGUUCAUCUUUUCAUCUGGGAAAACUACACAGCAUCGUCAGAUACCGCUAAAUUGAAUAAUUUCUUGGAGUUAUCUUUGAAUUUCAUGCUUGACAAUAGCUCCAUGCAUGCCCGCUUUUUCAUUUUGAAAUAUCUAAUCAAACCAGUAUUGAUAUACCAGGGGACGGAGUACAAGAGCUUGAAACAUCUUACACAGGAGCAUGGAAUUCCGGAAUGGCUGAAAAUUAUUCACACAAAGAUAUGGAAAUCUUCCAAUGCAGAACUUUUAUCGAAUGUUUCUGGAAAAUUUGAUUUCUACAGGUUUGAGUUACUUCAAAUAUCCGCCGUCUUUGUCAAGUGGGCUCCCGAAUUGAUUACUGAUAUAAGAAAAGACAUCAUCAAGUUCAACUGGAACUUUAUAAAAUUAGAAGAUACACUGGUCAAACAGUCUGCCUACCUAACAACUGCCCUGUUCAUUGCCAAGUAUGACUUUCCCUUGAAUAUUGUCACACAAGUAUUUGUGGCUUUGUUGAGACACCCACAGACAGAAAGCAGGUACUUAGUCAAGCAAUCGUUAGAUACACUAGCUCCAGUUAUUGAUAAGAGAAUGAAAGUAUCUGGGACCCCCUACGAGUGGGUUAACUGGGUCAAGCGGGUUAUGUUUGAAAACAAGUAUAACAGAAACAACACUCUUUAUCAGUUUUUGGUAAGUCAUACGGAGCUCUUUUACGACACACGGCACUUGUUUAUCUCAAACGUUAUAAACCACAUGAACAGAAUGACCUUUGCACCAAACUCGAAUCCAGAAAUCCAGAGCCUAGCGAUUGACCUUGCCUCAAUGAUAGCUACAUGGGAGGACAAAGCUUUUGAAUCAAGACCCAGCGUGAAAACCGACCCCGAUGGAGAUAUAGAGAUGGCUGAAAAUUUUGCUGAUACAGAAGAAGGUAGCAACAAUUUCAGCACCGUAAAGGAUUACACUGUUCCCACCCAGCUGAGAGAAAUCUGUGUGUCCUUUUUAAUCAGAUAUGUCUGUUCUAUUGAUCACAAGGCUAGUGAUGACGACCUAGGACUGAAAGCGCUGAACAUACUUUCGAAUCUUCUUUCUUCGAAACAUUGGUCCGAUGUGAAUAUCCAACUCUCGUACUUUGAAAAGUUUUUCAGCGAUACUGAUGUUGAUUCAGAGAAUGCUGUUUAUUGCUGUAUUAAUACAUUGGACAUUCUUUACAUCUUCUUGAACAAUAAAUCAACCAAAUGGAUGGUGGAAAAUCUGUUGACAACUGAAUCUCUAUUGGAGAAACUGAUUAAAAUAAACCACCACGAUAUUCAGGAAGCUCUGGUCAAGAUUUUGAACAUAAUUCUGAAAGCAAUAAGGAUACAGGGGGACUUUACUCAAGUCACAGACAACGAUACGCCUUCGAAACAUUUUAUUAAUAAUCUAGUAUCGACUGUUAACCAAGACCUACAGGGGACGGCUUCUGUGACAGCAGGUGUUACCUUAGUAUGGACCUUGUUUGUCAACUUUUCAGACGCAGUUGACUCUUUACUUAAUCCAAUAAUGAAAACAUUUAAUAAAUUAUGCAAGGAUCAUUUGAGUACUUCUCAGCCAAAGGACGCUGUGACAAUGGAAGAAGCAAAAAUAACAACAAAACUGUUAGAAAAACUACUGUGCUUGCUGUCAGCAAAAGUAUCGUUAUUAGGAGAUUCACGCAGACCAUUUUUAUCUACAAUUGCGCUUCUAAUUGAUCGUUCUAUGGAUCAGAUAUUUUUACGAAAGAUUGUCAGCAUUGCUAGAUCAUGGGCUUUCAAUACGGAUAUAUUCCCGACAAUAAAGGAGAAAUCAGCUAUCUUAACAAAAAUGCUAGCAUUUGAGGUACGUGGAGAACCAUCUCUGUCAAAACUUUUCUAUGAAAUUGUUUUAGAACUUUUUGAAGAGAAACAAUAUAACAACACUGAAAUAACAGUCAGGAUGGAACAACCAUUUUUAUCAGGGACACGGACACAAAAUAUUGACAUCAGAAAAAGGUUUAUGACAAUUUUGCAAGGAAGCUUGGAAAAGGAUAUUAAAGAGAGAUUAUACUACGUAAUCCGCGACCAAAACUGGGAAUUUGUGUCCGACUAUCCAUGGCUAAACCAGGCUACUCAACUUCUUUACGGAACGUUUGAUAAAGCCUAUGUGCUAAGUCCUAAAAAUCUGUACGAUUUCUCUCCUCCAGAACUUUUGCAAAGCAAUCUACCUCUGAAUGUUGAAUUGACUGUCGAUGAAAAUGCUGAUGAACUUAAAGAAUAUAUCAUUAAUCACCAACAUUCAAUGGAAACCUUGUGUGAUAUUAGAGCAAGUGAUAUUUUAGAUCCUUUGGUAGAACUGUUUUAUCAGGAUUCCAGAGCAAUCGAAAAUGCUUGGUCUGAUUUAUUCUCUCAAGUGUACAGAUGCAUCCCAAGAAAUGAAAAAUAUGGAUUUGUGAGAUCUUUAAUAACUUUACUUUCAAAGCCGUACCACUCACGUCAACUGAAUCCGAAGAGAAAUGUUAUAACCAUGCUGCUGAACUCGAUUAGCAAAAUUGAUAACUUAGAAAUUCCACCCCAUUUAGUGAAGUACUUGGCGAUUUCAUAUAACUCGUGGUACCAGGCUAUUAAACUUCUUGAAUCAAUUCAAGAUAGCAACAGUAUCGAUAAUGUGAAAAUCAUAGAAGCGAACGAGGAGGCGUUGUUGGAACUAUACCGGAACUUACAAGAAGAUGAUAUAUUUUAUGGGUUAUGGAGGAGAAGAGCCAAAUACAAUGAAACGAACAUUGGUUUAUCUUAUGAACAAGUUGGAUUAUGGGAUAAAGCUCAGCAAUUAUAUGAAAUUGCCCAGGUAAAAGCGCGUAGUGGUGCCUUACCGUAUUCUGAAUCAGAAUAUGCACUUUGGGAAGAUAACUGGAUUCUUUGUGCCGAGAAGCUACAGCAAUGGGAUAUCUUGACCGAACUAGCCAAACAUGAAGGAUUUACAGAUUUGUUGCUGGAGUGUGGAUGGAGAGUGGCCGAUUGGCAUUCAGACAGAGAAGCACUUGAGCAAUCUGUUAAAAGUUUAAUGGAUGUGCCCACUCCAAGAAGACAAAUGUUUGAGACAUUCCUUGCCCUUCAAAAUUUUGCCGAUACCGGCAAGGGAGAUCAAGAUGUGAGAAGGCUAUGUGACGAAGGGAUUCAGCUAAGUCUACACAAAUGGAUAUCGCUACCACAGAGAUACACGCCAGCUCAUAAAUGGCUGCUACAUGGUUUCCAACAAUACUUGGAGUUCCUUGAAGCUACACAUGUGUAUACUAACCUUCACACUACCACCGCGCAAAAUAUAGACUCGAAAGCACAAGAAGUGAAACGUGUUUUUUUGGCCUGGAGAGACAGACUUCCGAAUAUUUGGGAUGAUAUUGAUUUGUGGAACGACUUGGUUACUUGGAGGCAACAUACUUUUCAAGUGAUCAAUAACGCUUACCUUCCCUUGGUCCCUACACUUCAACAAAAUAAUAGCAAUAAUGCCAUUAACACCCAUGCUUACAGAGGCUAUCAUGAGCUGGCCUGGAUUAUAAAUAGAUUUGCGCAUGUGGCAAGAGAACAUGAUAUGCCUGAUGUUUGCAUCAGCCAGUUAGCCCGUAUCUACACGCUUCCAAACAUCGAAAUUCAAGAGGCAUUUUUGAAACUACGUGAACAGGCCAAGUGUCAUUACCAGAAUAUGAAUGAGUUGACGACCGGCUUGGACGUUAUUAGUAAUACCAAUUUGGUCUACUUUAACACAGGUCAGAAAGCCGAAUUUUUCACCCUAAAGGGUAUGUUCUUAUCUAAACUGAAGGCAUACGAUGAGGCGAAUCAGGCGUUUGCCACUGCUGUUCAGAUAGACCUGAACCUCGCGAAAGCUUGGGCACAAUGGGGUUAUUUCAAUGAUCGUCGUUUAGUCGAAGAACCUAAUAACAUCAGCUAUGCCAGCAAUGCAAUUAGCUGUUACUUACAAGCAGCGGGUCUGUAUAAAAACCCGAAGACAAGAAGCUUGCUAUGCCGAAUUUUGUGGCUGAUAAGUAUGGAUGACGACGCAGGCUCCUUGACCAAGGCUUUCGAGUCUUUCCGCGGGGAGGUUCCUGUAUGGUAUUGGAUAACCUUUAUUCCGCAGUUGCUGACCUCACUUUCACACAAGGAGGCCAACAUGGUUCGCCAAAUCUUGAUCCGUAUAGCAAAAAGUUAUCCUCAAGCAUUGCAUUUCCAGCUUCGGACUACCAGAGAAGACUUUGCGGUUAUACAAAGAAGAACAAUGGCGGUCCUGGCAGAUAAAAAGGAAAGUACUGCUGCAAGCCAGCCAGAGGGCUUGCGGCAACCAUGGGAACACCUACAAGAAUUGAGUAAUAUUCUAAAAACUGCAUACCCACUGUUAGCUCUUUCAUUGGAGUCAUUAGUGGCUCAGAUUAACGAACGUUUCAAAACAACAACGGACGAGGAUCUUUUUAGGCUGAUCAAUGUUUUACUGCUUGAUGGUACCUUCAAUUACAACCGUCUACCGUUACCAAGAGAAAACUCUGCCCUACCUCAAAAUACAGAGACGAACUUGAUUAGAUUGUCAGAAACGUUAUUAGAUCCGCAUGUGAAACCCAAGUUUAACGCGGAUUUCAUUGAGAGCAAACCGAACUUUGAGACGUACUUGAAGAGACUGAGCUAUUGGCGUAGAAGGUUAGAAAACAAACUGAACAGGGCUCCUCAAAUUGAAUAUCUGGAGAGAGUUUGUCCAAAUUUGAGCAACUUUCACCAUCAAAAGUUUGAAGAUAUAGAGAUACCGGGUCAGUAUUUGAUGAAUCACGACAACAAUGCACAUUUCAUUAAGAUUGCCAGAUUUUUACCUGCCGUUAAUUUUGUGCGCGGAACCCAUUCCUCGUAUAGAAGAUUAAACUUGCGGGGUCACGAUGGUAGUUUGCAUUCUUUUGCAGUUCAAUCACCUGCAGCAAGACAUUCCAGAAGGGAGGAAAGGAUGUUCCAACUCUACAGACUGUUGAACAAGCUGUUAGCCAAGAGCGUCCAAACAAGACGUCGUGAUGUGCAGUUCACAUUACCAGUUGCUGUACCAUUAUCACCUCAAACAAGGAUAAUGAAUGACAGCGCUUCGUUCACCACCUUACAUCAAAUAUAUGAUGAAUACUGCGCCAAGGCAGGUGUGAGCCAAGAUGACAUACAAGACUUUAUAUCCAAGGAACUGAAUACGGCUCACGAUAAAUCGUUGCCGACCCCGGACAAUACGCUUGUUAAGAUAGAAAUCUUUAGUUCAAUACAGUCGUUGUAUGCCCCUUCGACAAUCCUCAAGAACUAUUUCAGUGGCAUCUACCGCGAGUUUGAAGAUUUCUGGCUAUUCCGUAAUCAAUUUGCUUCAAAUUACGGUACCUUUACCUUCUUGUCCUACAUGAUGAUGAUCAAUAACCGUACUCCGCACAAAAUUCAUAUAGACAAGAGCUCUGGUGACGUAUUCACAUUAGAAAUGCUACCCUCGAGGUAUCCAUUUGAAAGGGUAAAGACCGUGCUGAAAAACAACGAACUCGAUUUGCCCGCUGAUGCACCAAUCUUCCACAACAACGAGCCUGUCCCAUUUAGACUGACUCCUAACAUACAGAAGUUAAUUGGCGAUUCUGGACUAGAAGGCAUAUUUUCUGUUGUUAUAUUCUCGAUAGCCCGUGCAUUGAAGGAGCCAGAAAAUGAACUGAACACAUACUUGACUUUAUUCAUCAGGGAUGAGAUUAUUUCGUGGUAUAGCAACUUACACCGCCCAAUUGUCGAAAACCCUCAACUGAGGCAAAUGGUUCAAUCUAACGUCGAUCUUAUUAUCAAGAGGGUUGCGCAACUAGGUCACUUGAGUUCAAACCCUGCGAUUACAACACAGUUUGUAUUGGAUUUGAUAAGCUCAGCUGUAAAUCCAAGAAACCUAGCUGCAACAGAUAUAAGUUAUAUGGCAUGGUUUUAG
Huiozyma naganishii CBS 8797 is the source of this 11229-nucleotide messenger RNA. It is a transcript of the gene TRA1, whose product is annotated as histone acetyltransferase TRA1. Bases 1 to 11229 code for a protein of 3742 amino acids. The record is from RefSeq and is a predicted model, not a curated record. Gene Ontology annotation, cellular component: NuA4 histone acetyltransferase complex; SAGA complex; nucleus. Gene Ontology annotation, molecular function: protein binding; transcription coregulator activity. NCBI's taxonomy places the organism in Eukaryota, Fungi, Ascomycota, Saccharomycetes, Saccharomycetales, Saccharomycetaceae. Gene Ontology annotation, biological process: DNA repair; regulation of DNA-templated transcription. The transcript has a single exon.